This is a messenger RNA of Salvelinus fontinalis (brook trout), 5348 nucleotides long. RefSeq names its product growth/differentiation factor 11-like. The transcript has 3 exons. Gene Ontology annotation, molecular function: cytokine activity; growth factor activity. Lineage: Eukaryota; Metazoa; Chordata; Actinopteri; Salmoniformes; Salmonidae. Bases 416 to 1585 code for a protein of 389 amino acids. Gene Ontology annotation, cellular component: extracellular region. Gene Ontology annotation, biological process: SMAD protein signal transduction. The record is from RefSeq and is a predicted model, not a curated record.
AGCCUUUUGUUGGAAUCUUAGCCAAUGGAGACGGAUUACGACACAGAGGAGCGGAGAUAUAUAACGAGCCCUUUUAGGAGGUACUUGCACACUUUUCAAUGACACAUCUUAACAUUCGCACCUAUGGACUUAAUUAUUAUCAGAUAAGGCAACCAAAACAACUAUAGCAUGAAAACGGGUUAUGCGUCAAAUCGGUAGAUAGGCUAAAGUACAGAGAAAACCCACUAGGACGCACCUACCUAGGUUUAUUGCUGUCCUACAAUAAAAUAUUUUAAGAGGCGACUCUAUUGGAGUAGUUGCAUAUCAUUGGUACCUUUGCAAGGUAAGGAAACAGGUUGUGACAAGCAACAUUUCAGAGAGGUUAGAGGAAGGGAUAACGCGAGCAGAAAGUUAUAUAGCCUGACAAGUCAUCAUCAUGCCGAGGUAUAACUUUUUGCUGUGUUUGAUGGUUUAUAUUUGUCUGGGACUGUCCGGGAGUGACGAGCCUAAUCUUUUUUUGCCACCAACGAGCGAGACUCCCACGGACGACGGGCUUUCGCUCCUCGAUGAAGAAGCGGGCGCUCAUGGAUGUUCCGCAUGCGUUUGGCGAGAGCAAAGUAAAGUCCUGAGGCUGGAGACCAUCAAGUCUCAGAUCCUGAGCAAGCUGCGGCUCAAGCAGGCUCCUAACAUUAGUAGGGAGGUAGUGAACCAGCUGCUCCCCAAGGCACCCCCGCUCCAGCAGCUUCUGGACCAUCACGAUUUCCAGGGAGACGCGUCCUUUCAGGAUGAGUUUAUGGAGGAGGACGAAUAUCACGCCACUACGGAGUCCGUCAUCACUAUGGCCUCCGAGCCGGAGCCCUUGGUGCAGGUGGAUGGCAAGCCCAGCUGCUGCUUCUUCAAGUUCAGCCCCAAGCUCAUGUUCACCAAGGUUCUGAAGGCUCAGCUGUGGGUGUACCUACGACCGCUGCAGCAGACCUCCACCAUCUACCUGCAGAUCCUCAGGCUGAAGCCCGUCACGGAGAAGGGCAGCCGCCACAUCCGGAUCCGCUCGCUGAAGAUCGAGCUCAACUCCCGUGUGGGCCACUGGCAGAGCAUCGACUUCAAAAACGUGCUGCAGAACUGGUUCAAGCAGCCGCACACCAACUGGGGGAUCGACAUCAACGCCUUCGAUGAGAGCGGCAACGACCUGGCAGUGACCUCGCUAAGACCGGGGGAGGAAGGGCUGCAGCCGUUCCUGGAGGUUAAGGUUCUCGAGACGACCAAACGUUCCCGACGUAACCUGGGACUGGACUGCGACGAGCACUCCACUGAAUCCCGCUGCUGCCGCUACCCGCUAACGGUGGACUUUGAGGCUUUCGGCUGGGACUGGAUCAUCGCGCCCAAGCGCUACAAGGCCAACUACUGUUCGGGCCAGUGCGAAUACAUGUUUAUGCAGAAGUAUCCACACACCCACCUGGUACAACACGCCAACCCCAGAGGCUCAGCAGGGCCCUGCUGUACCCCUACCAAGAUGUCGCCCAUCAACAUGCUCUACUUUAACGACAAGCAGCAGAUCAUCCACGGCAAGAUCCCUGGCAUGGUGGUGGACAGGUGUGGCUGCUCUUAGACCCAACGGAAGUCAUGCAUACUCGUGCACGCCUAACUCCACAUCAUUUCCACCCAAAACCCUGACUAAGCGCUCCUCUGGCACCAGACUUUAUCCCCCUUCUCACUCCGCCACAAAACAUCCCACUGGACCUCCAUUCUCUUAGUUAUUCAUUUUAGUCAAACGUAAAAAUGAAAUAUGAAAUGAAGAUAGGACUGAGGCUGAGUGGUAGAAAUAUAUAUUGCAUAUUAUAAAGGGGAUGUGUCUGUGGAGCAGCUUGAGAAACUUAUGGUAAAUAAGACAAAACUAUGUUUUAGGUGUUUGUUCGUUUGUGGUUGGUUUUCUUCAAAAAAAAGUUUGAAAGAAAAUGUCUAUCAGGUUUCUUGAAAAGAUGGUGUCUUUGUUGAAAUGUCCUGGAUAGUGGAUCCAGGCUGAUGGAGGGAGACAUUCCUAAGCAGUUACAGUAUAUUAUAAUUUUUCCACAUCUUUACUUCCAAGCAAAUUCAGUUCUGAGGUGAGGGGCCAAACUGUUUUAUCUGUGUAAAAAAUGCUUUAUUCACAUAUUAUACUCCUAUCAACGGGAUUUGUUUCACAACCAAGACAUUUAUGGACAGUGCCAAUAGAGGGGGACUUCGUCUACGAAUUACCAGUGCUAUUGUGCAAUGCUUCACUUUUAGCAUCUUUAUGUCAUUACAAAACAAAUCUCCCUUACUUGUCUACUUUUAGACUUAAAAGUUGAUGAAAUUAAUCCAACAUUUUAUGAAAAUACUGUUCUAAAGGUUUAAAGUGUUGAGAUCCAAAGUCAAACUCUGUGCCCUUUGAACCCGUUCAGUUAUUUUGAGAAAAAUAAGAAAAGAAAGGAGUUAUUUCGCUACCUUUAAAGGGGCAGUGCAGUCAAAAACGUGAUUUCCCUAUGUUUUAUAUUAUUACCACACUGAGGUUGGAAUAAUAUUGUGAAAACUAUGAUAAUACCCUUUUAGUGUAAGAGCUGUUUGAAAAAGCCGCCUGAAAUUUCAGCUUGUUUUGCAAGGGUGGGGUUUUGGACCACCUGGCGACAUCACCAGGUGGUAUGAGUUAAUAAACCAAUAACAGAGAGUUUGCCCUCCUUUCUGACAAUAGGCAAGUUAAUUUUGCAUGGCCCGGUGCCUCGUGUAGGUGGAGUUUAUACAUUUUAGACCAUUCCAUUGGUCCUUAAGUGAAAUCUCCAGCCACCCGGGGCACCGGGCCAUGCCAAACAAACUUGCCCAAUAACAGCAAGUUUUCAGGUUACAUGUCCUUCCCAUUAGCCUCCUCCAAUUAGGCUCCUCACUCAGACCACUCAAAUUCCUUCUUGAGGAAUAGCUUCGUGCUAAGAAACUAUUUUUGUUUCUUUUUUAAAUAUUUUUAUUGAAAACAAUCACAGUAAAGUACUUAAUUGAUACCAAGAAAUUAUUUGAUAUUGAGAUAAAAACACCUGCAAUGGACCUUUAAAAGUGAACAGGAAAGGGUUGUAAUACACAUUCUAUCUGUUUUACUGCAGAAGCUCACAUAACAGCUCAGAUGACCUCAAUAUCAACCUGCGCACAAUGUUUAGAUGAACUAAGACAAACAUGUCAAAGCUACAUUCAUAAAACCUUCUGGUUGGUCUAGGGAACACAAUUUUAGAAUUCAAGAUUUGGCUUGUUAGAUUUUUGUAUAGCCCAUCUUUGGAUUUCUAUUACAUAUCAACUAAAUCAAGAGAAUGAUGCAAGGGUGGCAGUUUACACUACUGUAAUUGUCAGAUUAUUUUGUAUGGAGUAAAUUCACAGUGAAAGGGAACCCCACAAGUACAUCUGGUCCACAUGAAUAUAGCUUACUUAGGCGGUGUUUACACAGGCAAGCAAAUUCUGAUAUUUUUCCCACUAAUUGGUCUUUUGACCAAUCACAUCAGAUCUUUUUCAGAGUGGACCCGAUUGAUCAGAAGACAGAUAGUGAAAAAAAGAUCAGACUUGGGCUACCUGUGUAAACGCAGCCUUAUAUACUUCUGUUAUUUUCACUCUGCACACUGUGCAUUUAGCAUUCCCAUUUACACAAACAAACCUAAUGAUCAGAGGAACACAUUUAUUCUGACAAGUUGCUAUGGUGGGAAUGUUGGUUGUGGCAAAGGAGACAACCUUGUGUUGGAAAGAAAAUCAAAUGCUUGAUUGACAUAGGCCUUCAUACUAGUAAGUAAAGGGAAGAGCUAGAUUGUGAGUCAUAUAGAAAAUAAGGAACAUUGAUACGGACAAGAAUACAGCUGAAAUGCCAUUUCUAGUUUAGAGAGAACAUAUAUUUUGAUUGAAUAUUUCAAUGGCCCCACCCCCACCUCAACUGCAUCUGUAACAUGCAGUAAAUAUUGGAAGUGCUUGAACGUAGUGUAGAUUAGAAAGUCUGUCUUGUCUCCUGGAUGUCAAAGUGAAGAUAUCCCUUUGUUAAAAACGAAAGCACUAUGCUGUUGGAUAAAGGAAGAGCCUUCUGACAUUAUAUAUAAAUAAUAUAUGUAUAUAAUAAAAAGGGGUACAAAAAAUACUUUCUGGGCACUACCUUACCAACAAUAAAUUUUGCACUAUGGGACGUUCAUGGCGUGAGGAGUCGUGUUGUUGUUUGUGUUUGUAUUUUACCUUAUCGAGCACAAGAGCUUUUACAAUUGAAAAAAGAACGGUCCAAGCGUCUGGCGAUACACCAUGUGGAUAGGCUCACUAGUCUAUCACUUCUUUUGUUACCAUCACGCUUUCCUGACUUCCUUUUCGUCUGAAGCGGAGGCCUGUCCAUAUUCUCACGCUCCUCUUACACUCAUCUCAGAAACCUGGACUGACCAGCGGCCAAAAGGCCUCCUCGCCCUCCCGGGGUGAUAAGUCGUGUGUUACAAGUGUCUGGACCGAUGAACAUAGAACGCUUUAAACUGGAAAUGCCCCUCCGUCAACUUCAAUCAAUCUGUCAUCAACUCUGAGAGACUUUUGUCCUUUUGAAUUUGAGCGACUUGUGUUGACAGUCUAACACAGACAUGUUUUGCCUUUGUGUGUUUUGAGUGAAAGUGCCCAUAUUAGAAUGGGAAAAAGUAUCCAGGGAUCGUUAGCCAAAGUAGAGGAUGAUAUGUGUGCUGUAACUUUUGUAACUGCAGGAAUAUAUAUGCUAAACAAUUCAACUGGUCAAGUGUCUCUGUAUUUAUUAAGAUCAAAUCAAUGAAUUUCAAAGUAUGUCUACCUCACUUCAGCAUUCUGUUAUAAAUUUGACACUUAGGUUUUGUUAUGAGUUAAUCUGUGCAAACUUGUAACCUGGAUAGUAAACCCAAAAAAGUAGACUAAAGCCACAGAGUCACCUUGGUCUCAAGUCAAGAUUGAGUAAUUGACAGCUGAGUUCAAAAGAGUGACUGAAGCAAAUAGCUAAAGGUAAUGUAUACUGACAAAAGAAGAAGAAAAUGGCUGUGCACAGGAGGAACAUGGCUGAACUCUGGUUAAGGCUGUGGCAAAAGUUGCAUUUUGAAUUUUUGUGUCUGUAUACCGGUAUGUGUAAGAAAGUGUUUUCAUAUAUAUAAAUAUAUGAGAGGAAAAAAUCUCUAUGUAAAUAAAUACCCAAAUGUUGACAUUUUAUGUUUUGGACAGGUUCUCCGCUUCUGUUUUUGCCAACUUUCUUUUGCUUUCAUUUGUUCAUCAUGUUCUGUAGAUAAAAUUCACCCCAACAUUGUAGUUUAAUGGUUGUGCAUAUUAAUAAUUGUUCCAUGGUUAUUUUUUAUUUUUUUGUUAUUUGUUUUAUUUUGUACAAUAAAUCAUUUAUUUAGCUUACGAAA